UUACGAUGUCGGAGAGCAUCUGAAUUUCAUUGCCUCGACACGUUAUGAGUUCUGCUUGUGGACCGAUGGACUGAAUGUGCUUCUCGGCCGGGAGAUGGUCAGCGAAAGGAUGCGGAGCGAACUGGAUAUCUUGCUGUCAAUGGAGCUCAAGUUGCGAUUGUUGGAUCUGGAGAACAUUGCCAUUCCGGAUGCCCCACCCGACAUCCCAAAGCCUCCCAGCAACUUAAAUUUCUGCUACGACUUUACCCAUAUCGAACAGUAAAGGUCUGUCCUUGCUGUCCUUACCACACAGUGCUUCCCCCCCACCCCACCCUCCUCAAGCAGGAUCUGCACACACCACUCUACGAAUGCACGGGUUCAGAUCACCCGGAAAGCCGGAUCAGAAAAACGUGGCAUGGAAAUUCCCUACUUUCACCCCACAUUGUUCCAAUUGCUUUCUCUGUUGUUAUCUUUCGCCCAAGUAGCAUUUACUGGCGACAUCAAAGCCGGGCAAACCACAGGUAAACCAAUGCUGUCCAAACCGCACCCUGUCAAAGCAGGGUUUGAAGAUGAGCGGUGACCACGGAUUGCCUAAUUCAGACAUCGCAACAAACGAAGCGAGGCCAAGAGGAAGGAGUGGGGCAGCUUGUGGUUUGCUCACAGCCUUCCCAACCAAGCCCUGGUUGAGGGUGCGUGUUUUUUUGUUUUUAAAUCUAGAAAGUCAGUUCUUUGAAUUAACGCUUCCGGAUGCACAAUUUUAUGGGGCUUCCUUCCAACCGAGGUGCCAUCAAAAUCUGGAAUGGGGAAUAGCUUUGCCCGGGAGAGAGAGAGACAGAGAGAAAGAGAGAGGCUGACAGAGAGGGCUUAAGAAUAGAAAGUGAGCACUGUGAAAAGGGGAACAGAGAACUGAAUAGCCACCCACUCACUCACCACAAUAUUUGUUUCUAUGAGCUACCGUGUUUCCCCGAAAAUAAGACAGGGUCUUGUUUUCUUUUGACCCAGAA
This is a messenger RNA of Thamnophis sirtalis, 983 nucleotides long. Lineage: Eukaryota; Metazoa; Chordata; Lepidosauria; Squamata; Natricidae. The record is from RefSeq and is a predicted model, not a curated record.